Trichomonas vaginalis G3 is the source of this 1185-nucleotide messenger RNA. RefSeq lists its product as uncharacterized. Lineage: Eukaryota; Parabasalia; Trichomonadida; Trichomonadidae. The record is from RefSeq and is a predicted model, not a curated record. The transcript has a single exon. The coding region runs from base 1 to 1185 and encodes 394 amino acids.
AUGCUUUCCUUUCAUUUGUUUUUCUUUUCUGCUUCAUUAAUUUUUGAGCCUGAUUAUUCAAAUAGCCUUCCUAGUGAUUGCUCUACAGCCCGGCAAUAUAAUGAUUCAAAAAUUGAGCUUAUUGCAUACAAAGGUAAAUGUAUAUUCACAAAACCAGGAUUUUUCUUUGGAGAUAACUUGAUCAUUGAAAUAUAUUGGCAAGAAAAUAAUUCCACAGGCAACUUUUCCCAUUUAGGACCUUCGAAAAAUGGAUGCAUUGUAAAUGUUCAAGCAACAUAUAUAUAUGCAAUUUUAUUGUCUCCUAUUAGUCAGACAGUCCAUAUAUAUCCAACACAAGCGCUUUCUAGGACCUAUAAGACUUACACAGGGGCAGUUGUGACCUAUAAUAUAUAUUUUUCCACGAAAAACAUCACCGAAUAUAAGAUAAAUACUUCAUAUGAUGCAGGAAACGAAGAUCCAACUUUUGUAUAUAAUAAUCUUCUUGUUCUAGGCAACAAUGUAAGAAUAACGAAAUCAUCUUCAUCAUCUCUCAAUAAAGAUUCAAAACGUUCAUUGCUUGCGACCAUCCCAUUUAUUUCUGCUAACGAAAGCGGAAUGAGCUAUAUAGCAUUGGGGAGAUUGCCUUUAAUGGUUUCAAGAGCCGGAUCUUAUCUUUUUGAGAAUGUUGUAGAUGUUACUCUUGAACAAAUUGAAGGGAUACCAUGCGUUUCAGGAAUGAUUCCCUAUUCCCCUUCUAUUGCUUCGUUAAAAGAUAUUGAUCCAUCAUAUCAAGAACCACCAGACAACAAUACGGUUUCAAAAGAUCCAAGUUCUCCUAAGACUCCGAAACCAACUCCAACGCAUGUAAAUUACAUACUAAUUUCUGCAGUUUGUUUUGCUGUUGCAAUAGUCAUUGUUAUUGUUGUAUUGGUUAUAUUCAUUAAGCGAAAACGAGAUAAAAAGAUUGAAGAAGCAUCUCAGCACUCAUCAGACUCUUCUUAUUAUGACUAUUACUCUUAUGAUUCAGAAAACUCAAGUAUUCCUUAUACAUCCGGUAAUCCAACCUCAUUAGAUGCACGCAAGAAUCCAUAUUUAUCAGAUUCGAAGGAUGUUGAGCCUAUAUUGUCCCAUUCUGAUAUUAAUGACCAAAAUAUGAACUCGACAUCAAGCAAGAUCGACAGAACUGCUUCACAGACCAAUACUUAA